AUGGAGCAAGACACUGUAACAUCAACAACACCCAUUGGGCCAACCGUAGAUCUUCCUCCUAUUGGCCGGAAGAAAAGAAGAGCUAAUGCAAAUUCUAUUAGAAAGAGGUCUGAGGUAUGGGACCACUUUAACCUUAUUCCUAAUAGUGAUCCCGCUACUGCGGCAUGUAAGUGUUGUCAUCAGAAGUACAUGUGUGACUCUAAGAAAUGUGGAACGUCUAACUUAAAGAGUCAUAUGAAAACAUGUCCUAAGUAUCCGUUGAACCUGUCAACCGACCAUACCCAAACCAUAUUGACAUAUUCAACAACUCAGGGAGGUGUUUUGGUUCCAACAUCUUCUAGGUUUGAUCCUUUAGGUUGUAGAAAGGGGUUGGCUUACUUUAUCAUUUUAGAUGAGAAGUCAUUUAUUACAGUUGAAGGAGAGAGAUUCAAGUACAUUUGUAACCAAAUGCAUCCUCAAUUUACAAUUCCAUCAAGGAGAACCAUAGCUAGGGAUUGUUUUCAGAUAUACCUUGAUGAGAAAGUGAUGUUGAGAGUGUUAUUUAAGUCUGAUUUUGGUAAGAAGGUUGAGGAUGUGUUAAAGGAUUGGGGACUGAGAAACAUUUCAACUAUCACGGUAGAUAACGCGGCAUCAAAUGAUGUUGCUGUUAAGUAUUUGGAACAGAAAAUAAGAAACAUGAAUGGACUUUUGUUGGAUGGAUUUGGGUUUCACAUGAGGUGUUGUUCUCAUAUACUGAAUUUGGUCGUGAGAGAUGGAUUACAAGAAGCUAUCACCUCAAUUUCAAGUGUUAGAAAUGCAAUUAGGUUUGUAAGAUCUUCACCCCAUAGAGCUUUGAAGUUCAAUGAAUAUGCGGCUGAGAAGUUUGAAACUGCUUUUGAUAAGCUAGAAGAUAUGGAUGAAGACUAUAGGGAGUUCUUUGAUGCUUUUUCUUUCUUGGCUGGAAUUUACGUUGAGCUUAAGCGAUUAAACAUGGACCUUAAUGGACUGUUUGCUAAUGUAGCUAGGGACAUGUUGGAUAAGUUUAAGAAAUACUGGAUUGAUACCACUAAGAUGAACCAACUCCUCUAUUUGGGUGUUAUUUUUUAUCCCCGGUAUAAGUUAAGAUUUGUGGACUGGUGCUUUAAUGAUAUGUAUGGACAACUUUCAGAAACUAAGAAAUCCUUAUUAGAAGAGAUUAAUAACAAUCUCUCAAAAAAUUUCAUGGAUUACAAACAAACCUAUGACAAUGCUGAAGGAUCUGUCCCGUCUAUGGCAGCCACUGUUUCUCACGGUGAAACUGCUGCCAACGUCGAAGUACCGACACAUAUAUCUAGAUAG
This is a messenger RNA of Vicia villosa (hairy vetch), 1317 nucleotides long. RefSeq names its product zinc finger BED domain-containing protein RICESLEEPER 2-like. Bases 1 to 1317 code for a protein of 438 amino acids. Gene Ontology annotation, molecular function: DNA binding. The transcript is spliced from 4 exons. The record is from RefSeq and is a predicted model, not a curated record. Lineage: Eukaryota; Viridiplantae; Streptophyta; Magnoliopsida; Fabales; Fabaceae.